This is a messenger RNA of Mercurialis annua (annual mercury), 1127 nucleotides long. RefSeq lists its product as uncharacterized. The coding region runs from base 750 to 1127 and encodes 125 amino acids. NCBI's taxonomy places the organism in Eukaryota, Viridiplantae, Streptophyta, Magnoliopsida, Malpighiales, Euphorbiaceae. The transcript has 2 exons. The record is from RefSeq and is a predicted model, not a curated record.
UUGAAUUUUUGAAAAUGGGUUUGUGUUUAUGUUAUUUGGUUCGUGUAAUGUAUAACUUUAACAGGCUUGUGGUUGGCAGGUGUAAAGGGAAAAAAUGGGGAAAAGAAAACGAGAGCGAAGGGAGCGGGAAAGGCAAAGUGAAAGAGACAAGAGAUGGGAAAAAGGGUCAAAUAGUCGAGAUAACCCUUUACAACUCCAUGAUACUGAUAGUGAAAGCAGUCAAGAAGUAGUCGAAGUUUCACCAGGAGGGGGCAAAUUAUAAUAUCCUACGACCCUCCAUGUAUUAGCAAUAAUCAAUCAUGGACCCUUUUGUUUUCUUAUAUGAUCAAGCAUGGACCCUAAUAUUUCAUUAUUAUAACAGACCUAGCCCCUAUGAAAAACAACCCAAUCAUCCUUGGCCCACAGUGUGGCCCAUAAAUAUCCGCCUACAACUCAUACAGCCCCACUCAUCCAGUGUUUAACGCUUACAACUCAACUCAAAAAUUACAACCAAAAAUGGAAGGAGUAGCUGCACAAGUGGUUUGCGAUUGCGGAAUCCCAUGUCGCCUACAGAUUUCUUCAACGGAUAGGAACCCCACUCGAAGAUUUUACGCUUGUUCAAAGCGAACUGUAAGUAAUUCAUGUGCUUUACAAAAAAAUUCAAACUGUAAGUAAUUUACAUUAAUUUUUUGACCUUACUUCGCCUUUUAUUUUUUCGAACUAAAUUUGUCCAAAAUCAGUGUAAUUUUUUUGCCUGGCUAGAGAAUGACAUGCCUUACCAAAUGUCGGUGGUCCGAAACUUGAAACUUGACCUCCAUGUCAUGACUGUUGAACUGGAGGAGGCCAAAAGUUUGCUUGCUGCUAAAAAGGACGAGUUCCAGGGAUUGAAGGAGUCCCAUGAAAUGUACAUAGACGAAAAUCAGGGAUUGAAGGAGUCCAUUGAGAUGUAUCGCGAUGAAAAUGGAAUCUUGUUUGAGGAAAGCGGUCUACUUUUUAUGGAGAUAGACAUACUGAAGGGCCAGAUCAAGGACAUGGAGGUCAAGUGUGCAGACUUGGAGAGGUCAACCAGGAACAUGAAGUUUGGUUUUUGUGCUGCUUGUGCAGUUGCAGGAUGCAGUGUAGGCUUGCAUUGCAUGAGAAAAAAUUGA